ACCCAAACUCACGCAUUGAGUCCAUCGCAGGACACGGAAGACAAGAGCCACACAAAUGGCAAUCAACUCAAGGAUUGCAUCGAUUCCACCAAAAUAUUUGUCAUUAGUUUUGGAUCUCUUUUCUUACGGUUGGGAAGAGUUUGUGAUCCGAAGCCGAAGACUAUUCAUAACAUAAUCGCCAGAAAGAAGCGCUCGAAUCGGUGGCAGACAUCGGAUGAGACAUAUCUGUUGCCAUUGAAUGGUAUCAACAAAGAGACCGAAAAAAGUCUAAAUGAAUGCCAAAAGUCGGUCACAAAUACUCUCAACUCAUGUCUUACGUCUUCGGGGCGAUUGAGAACCGCUUCAAAUAGUGAUGUUAUCAUAGAUUUCAACAAAAGAUCAAAACCUAUAGUUUUAUCAAAGAGUACACCAAAUAUGAAACAAUGGACUCAAUUGAUAGACAAUGAAGAGGUGGUUAUCGGCGAAGACGUCAUAUACCUAAAGCCGGGACAACCCUAUCAUAUCCGACGGCCCAUCAGAAGAGGUGUCCUCAAUGUGAACAACCGUUUGGGCGCCGUUUGCGCCACAUUUGGUGCCGGACUCUCGAGUGCUUGUGUUGUGGACGUCGGACACGAAAAGACAAGCAUUUGUUGUAUUGAAGACGGGUUCGGUUCAAGGAAUACACGCCUGACUCUAGAUUACGGCGGAAGUGAUAUAACACAACUGUUUCACCACUUAUUAAAGCAAAAAGCCUUUCCCUAUGACUGUAAAGCCGACACACGAAUCGGUGCUUUAUUUCUGGAAGAAUUGAAGCAAAAGUUAUGUCAUUUGAAUUUCGAUGUUUGCGGUCAUCAGGAGAAACAUUUUCGAGUUACUGUUCCCGAAGAGCCAGUACUUGACUAUACAAUACUUGUUGGCGAAGAAUGCCUUUUGGCGCCAUUAGCUCUCUUUCACCCGGAAUUGUUUGCAUUGACUAUGAGUUUAGGGAAACGAAUGCGAAUUCUGGGCCGAAAUGAUGGUCACUCUGAAGACCCGUUCGAUGAGAACUAUUUGAUUCAAACAAAGAGGAAAUACGGAGAAAGUAAUGACAGUUUC
Molecule: messenger RNA, 1074 nt
Organism: Oppiella nova
Lineage: Eukaryota; Metazoa; Arthropoda; Arachnida; Sarcoptiformes; Oppiidae
Source: the annotation of a GenBank genome assembly